GUAAAUUAGUGAGAGUUGAUCACAUGACCGGCCGGCCGAACCUGUCUUGUGCUCCGCACCAGUGUCGCAUUGAUUUUCAACUGCAGUUCAUAAUCCUCAUGGCUAAAACACCCACAUGGGAAUUCAUUUGUUUUGUUUCAAUUUAACCGAAUCUAACGGCGUUUUUUCCCCAUCACCUGCUGAGUGAGAUAUUUGUGAGUAAGAUAUUUGUUUUACCUCAUUUUAAACUUUCUUUGGAGAAAACAUCAGUCUUAUUUGAGAGGUAGCCUUUAACCUCGUUGAGGUCCCCAAAUGAAGGUGGAGGGUUUAGCUGAAGGCAGGGCUGGGGGUAACCCCUGCCCUGGUCCUGCCAGCCAGUGCUGUAUCUCGCGACUACUAAGCGUGGUGGAGAGCGAGUUGCAAGCGGGGCGCGAGAAGGGGGACCCCACGGAGAAGCAGCUGAAGGUGACGCUCGAGGAAGCGGAACUGUGGCGGAAGUUUAAGGAAGUCACCAAUGAGAUGAUAGUCACCAAGAGCGGCAGGAGGAUGUUUCCGGUGCUGAAAGUGAGUGUAUCGGGUCUGGACCCCAACGCCAUGUACUCCUUCCUGCUGGACUUCCAGCCAGCUGACAGCCACCGCUGGAAGUACGUUAACGGGGAGUGGGUUACAGCCGGUAAACCGGAGCCUGCCGGUAAUGGUUGUGUGUACAUCCAUCCCGACUCACCCAACUUCGGAGCCCACUGGAUGAAGGCACCUGUCUCCUUCAGCAAGGUCAAACUCACCAACAAGCUCAACGGAGGUGGACAGAUCAUGUUGAACUCUCUCCAUAAGUAUGAACCUCAGCUCCACAUUGUGAGAGUGGGCGGAAGCCACCGAAUGGUCACUAACGUCUCUUUCAGCGACACACAGUUCAUCGCUGUCACUGCCUACCAGAAUGAAGAGAUCACCGCUCUGAAGAUCAAAUACAACCCGUUCGCUAAGGCUUUCCUGGAUGCCAAAGAGAGGAACCACCCGAACAGUCCAUUGGAGUCCCCAUUUGAUAGCCAUAUGGGAAUUCAACACUGUGGGUGGUUUCUGUCUAACCCAGACUCGCUGUGUUCAGGUGGGGGUCCUAGUUUCCCCUAUAGCGGGGGUCUGCCUCUCGCCCCCCCUCAUGGGUACAAGCACUACCCCCCCAGGCCAGCUCCCUACCCCCCCUCCUACCUGCCGCACCGCACGCACCCUUCUGUCUCUCUGUCUGAGGGGCUACAGGUGUUGUCUGGGGGUCCUGAUGGCUGGUCCAGUGUCUCCUCCCCCGGCCCCUCCUCCUCAGCCCUACCCGUGACCACACCCUCCUCACCCCCGUCCACCAAUAGCAGCAGUCAGUACCCUUGUUUGUGGACGGUCGGGCGUACAGACGGGAGUCCUGCCUCUUCUCCCUGCGCCCAGCUUCACGGACCAAUCAACAGUGAGAGCCACCCACAGCCACCCAAUCACGUCCGGCUGGGCGGGCCCGGUUGGCCACCUGUCUCCAGCCAUUCCUUCUAACAAACUAUGUGAUUGGUCAAUGCCCACAUGGGCAUGAUCAGUACUGCCCUGGGACCCGGCCCUGGAAGCCCUUUAAUGAAUACAUCUUAGAUAAUAGGCGUUCCUCUGCCCAGGCGUUGCCAGAUGUUACAUCUUCUGGAAAGGUAUUUUAAGUAUCAGCUAACCACAUCAUAUUUCAUAGCAACCUGAUGCCCGACAGCAGUCGAUGACGUGGCACGGAACCACUGGUUGAUGAAUGCAACGUCUGAGCAGGGGAAGGCGACCAACGUGUGUGCGCAUGUGAUGCCAUACAAAUGUGUUAGUGUGUGUGCACCUCAAAAAACGAAGGCCUAGAUUCAAUCAGAUCAAGCGUUAACCGGCAAUAGCAGACACCUGCACAGCGGAUGUUUUGCCUUUGCCGGAGGUGGAACUGCGUUGGAGCUGUCAAAUCAGUGAGCAGCUGCUCUUGGGAUCAUUGUCACAAAGCCACACUGUCCCACUGGCGUUAGAAGUUCAGAAGGAGAAAGUGGAGGCUCUAUAGAAAUGAUGACGCUCACAUUGAAAAACAUUCAACCAAAUAGUUUCUAUCAUCAUAAUGGAGGUGUAGAUCACAUCUCACAUUCCACUGUUGUGACUUAGAAACAAGGCUGCAUGGGAUUUCUGUUCAUGCCACUCCGUGCAGCCAAUGGCAAUGUCCGCUUUAGGUAUAAUGCCAGGAGGCGCUUGUGGAUUUGACAGCUCCUAACGCAGUCCUACCUCCGGCACCGCCGAAACGACCGCUGUGCGGAUGUUGGACAAAGUGGAUCUGAUUGAAUCAACCCUAAAUGUCUCUGUCUGCUUUCAAAUGACGUAUCAUUUUAUGUUUGUGGUUCAGCCCUGACAGACUAACUCUGGGCCCUGAUAGACUAACUCUGGGCCCUGACAGACUAACUCUGAGCCCUGGGCCCUGACAGACUAACUCUGGGCCCUGACAUACUAACUCUGGGCCCUGACAGACUAACUCUGAGCCCUGGGCCCUGACAGACUAACUCUGGGCCCUGACAUACUAACUCUGGGCCCUGACAUACUAACUCUGGGCCCUGACAGACUAACUCUGGGCCCUGACAUAUUAACUCUGGGCCCUGACAGACUAACUCUGGGCCCUGACAGACUAACUCUGGGCCCUGACAGACUAACUCUGAGCCCUGACAGACUAACUCUGGGCCCUGACAGACUAACUCUGGGCCCUGACAUACUAACUCUGGGCCCUGACAGACUAACUCUGGGCCCUGACAUACUAACUCUGGGCCCUGACAGACUAACUCUGAGCCCUGGGCCCUGACAGACUAACUCUGGGCUCUGGGCCCUGACAGACUAACUCUGAGCCCUGACAGACUAACUCUGGGCCCUGACAUACUAACUCUGGGCCCUGACAUACUAACUCUGGGCCCUGACAUACUAACUCUGGGCCCUGACAUACUAACUCUGGGCCCUGACAUACUAACUCUGGGCCCUGACAUACUAACUCUGGGCCCUGACAUACUAACUCUGGGCCCUGACAUACUAACUCUGGGCCCUGACAUACUAACUCUGGGCCCUGACAUACUAACUCUGGGCCCUGACAGACUAACUCUGGGCCCUGACAGACUAACUCUGGGCCCUGGUAAUAAGAUAUGUCAAACUGCCAAUAUGCAGAAGUCCGAAUAAAUAUCUAUGUGAAAAUACAGUACAGAAAAAUAUGUAUUAUGUCUCUGUCUUCAUUCUGUCAGCUUUAUGAUAAUGUUUCUGUCUGAUAAAUGCUGUUCAUUGUAAAAUGCUGAAAAUAAACAUUGGCCAAUCA
This is a messenger RNA of Oncorhynchus keta (chum salmon), 3304 nucleotides long. RefSeq names its product T-box transcription factor 19 (gene tbx19). Gene Ontology annotation, molecular function: RNA polymerase II cis-regulatory region sequence-specific DNA binding; DNA-binding transcription factor activity, RNA polymerase II-specific. The transcript is spliced from 8 exons. Bases 292 to 1506 code for a protein of 404 amino acids. The record is from RefSeq and is a predicted model, not a curated record. Gene Ontology annotation, biological process: regulation of transcription by RNA polymerase II; positive regulation of DNA-templated transcription; heart morphogenesis. Gene Ontology annotation, cellular component: nucleus. NCBI's taxonomy places the organism in Eukaryota, Metazoa, Chordata, Actinopteri, Salmoniformes, Salmonidae.